Messenger RNA from Eptesicus fuscus (big brown bat), 954 nucleotides. Its product is annotated as short-chain dehydrogenase/reductase family 16C member 6-like. Gene Ontology annotation, cellular component: lipid droplet. The record is from RefSeq and is a predicted model, not a curated record. The transcript is spliced from 6 exons. Bases 1 to 954 code for a protein of 317 amino acids. Gene Ontology annotation, molecular function: oxidoreductase activity, acting on the CH-OH group of donors, NAD or NADP as acceptor. Lineage: Eukaryota; Metazoa; Chordata; Mammalia; Chiroptera; Vespertilionidae.
AUGGAUGUAAUUUUGAACACCUUCAUAGUUUUGGGGAAAAUUUUAUAUUAUUUUCUAGAAUCUUUAGUUUACAAGAUAAUUCCCAAGUCAAAAAAGGAUGUUGCUGGAGAGAUUGUACUUAUAACAGGAGCUGGAAGUGGAAUUGGGAGGCUAAUGGCCAUAAAAUUUGCCAGCCUUGGAGCCAUUUUAGUUCUAUGGGACAUAAAUGAAGAAGGCAACAUGGAAACAUGUAGACUGGCCAAAGAAAAGGGUGGUGAGAAAGUAUUUGCCUAUAAGUGUGACUGUAGCAACAGGCAAGAGGUCUACAGAGUUGCUGAUCAGGUUAAAGAAGAAGUCGGUGACGUGACCAUCCUCAUCAACAAUGCUGGGGUUGUGACGGGGAAACCGUUUCUCAACACUCCGGAUCACAUGGUGGAAAGAUCAUUUCUUGUAAAUGCCUUAUCGCAUUUCUGGACUUGUAAGGCCUUCCUUCCUGCCAUGAUUAAAGCUAACCAUGGUCACUUGGUCUGUAUUUCAAGUGCAGCAGGAGUAAUUGGUAUUAAUGGACUAUCAGAUUAUUGUUCAAGCAAAUUUGCAGCUUUUGGCUUUGCAGAGUCUCUCUUCUUUGAAUUAAAACUAAUAAAGGGAAGUAAACUUAAAACCACCAUUGUUUGCCCAUAUUUCAUCAAAACUGGGAUGUUUGAUGGUGCUACAACCAAGUGCCCAUUACUGUUGCCUAUACUGGAACAGGAGUAUGCAGCCAAAAAAAUUGUAAAUGCUAUUUUAGAAGAACAAGUUUACUUACUAAUGCCCAAAUUUGUGUAUCUUGCAUUGAUCUUUAAACAAAUAUUCUCUCCAAACAUGCUGCUUGCCCUUGCUAAAUGCAGUGGUGUGGCUACUUGCAUGGCCAAUUUCAGAGGGAGAGAGAAAGCCAAUGAAGAUCAGACUGAAACUGAGAAAGAUCACCAAAGCUGA